Drosophila hydei is the source of this 2958-nucleotide messenger RNA. RefSeq names its product SNF-related serine/threonine-protein kinase (gene Snrk). The record is from RefSeq and is a predicted model, not a curated record. Gene Ontology annotation, molecular function: tau-protein kinase activity; protein serine/threonine kinase activity; ATP binding. Gene Ontology annotation, biological process: intracellular signal transduction; protein phosphorylation; microtubule cytoskeleton organization. Bases 286 to 2856 code for a protein of 856 amino acids. The transcript has 9 exons. Gene Ontology annotation, cellular component: cytoplasm. Lineage: Eukaryota; Metazoa; Arthropoda; Insecta; Diptera; Drosophilidae.
UCAGUUCAGUGAGUCGUUCGAUCGAACUUAUUCCGAACGAUUCGAUACAACUCUAGUAUACACAAAAGGUUUAAAAUAAGUACUUUUCUUGUGCGAUAAACCGCAAAGUGUAUAAAGGACGUGUUAAAACGGCGACAUAAAAGCAGAGUACACAAUUGCAAACCGUAAAAUGGAGCCCAUAUUAUAGUUUCGCGUGAAUCGGCUGCUGGAAAACGUGGUUUUUCAGUUACACACAUAGAAUUGCAUAGUCGGAAAGUCGAAUCAGUGGCAGAGAUAAGCAGGAUCAUGACCUUGGAAACGCAACCGGUUGGAGGUGGCCUAUGCGAUGGCAAGAUUGCUGGACUAUACGAUCUAGAGGAGACUCUCGGCUCAGGCCAUUUCGCCGUAGUGAAACUGGCUCGGCAUGUGUUCACGGGUGCCAAAGUGGCAGUGAAAGUGGUCGACAAGAUGAAACUUGACGAGGUGUCCAAAGCGCAUUUGUUUCAGGAAGUUCGUUGUAUGAAGCUGGUACAGCAUCCAAAUGUGGUGCGUCUAUAUGAGGUGAUUGACACACAGACCAAGCUAUAUCUCGUGCUGGAGUUGGGAGAUGGUGGCGAUCUCUAUGAUUAUAUAAUGAAGCACGAUACCGGGCUAAGCGAGGAGCUGGCACGCAAAUAUUUCCGUCAAAUACUACGCGCCAUCACGUAUUGUCAUCAGCUGCACGUAGUGCACAGAGACUUGAAGCCAGAAAAUGUUGUAUUUUUCGAAAAAUUGGGUUUGGUCAAGCUUACGGACUUUGGGUUUAGCAACAAAUUCUUGCCGGGCCAAAAACUGGAAACCUUUUGUGGCAGUCUCGCAUAUUCGGCACCAGAAAUUCUAUUGGGCGACUCGUACGAUGCGCCCGCCGUAGAUAUUUGGUCGCUGGGCGUUAUACUAUAUAUGCUGGUAUGUGGGCAGGCACCCUUUGAGAAGGCUAAUGACUCCGAGACGCUGACCAUGAUUAUGGAUUGCAAGUAUACUGUGCCCUCGCACGUGACACAGGAAUGUCGCAGUUUGAUUGCCACAAUGUUGGUGCGUGAUCCAAAGAAUCGCGCCACUGUUGAGGAAAUCGCUUCGUCGGCUUGGCUAAAGCAAACCAAUGAGCCCGAAUCUGUGGAACAUUCACUGCCACUGAUCAGCCGGGAGCAGUUAAGCGAAGAGGAUCAUGCCUUCAUUAUACAGAAAAUGAUAAACGGAAACAUUGCGUCCAAGGAAGAGAUAUUGCAAGCUCUGGAUAAAAAUAAGUACAAUCAUAUAACGGCCACAUAUUUUUUGUUGGCUGAAAUUCGUUUGCGCAGGCGGCGAGAGGAGGCCAACAAACAGAAACUACAAGAGUCGGGCCUGAAACUGGGCGAUGUAAAUCGCAGGUUGACAGCAGAUAAGCCGAGUCCAACGGAAAGUCCCAAAGUAGUUGUGCCUAUUAGCAUAAACGUGACACCGGCAGCACAAUUUGGCAAUGAUAAUGCCAAGCCAGACAAGCGCACUCGCAAAUGCAGCAUCGUGCGUGAGGAGGACGAAGAGGAGUCUGCUAAUGAGGGCUGUGGCAUUGGCAAUGAGCUAAAAGUAGCCACAACGCGUCGUGAAUCUAUUUCGGAUGGACGCCUCAAUCGGUCGGUGCAGGAGCGUAGCUGCUCGUCAGCUCCAGCGCCAAUAGCUGAAGUGCCAACAAAUACACGCACAAAGAUUGUUGUGUCCGUUGAUGCGACUCUUGCUGAGAAGCUGAAGCAAAUGGAUAAAUGUGCCAAGGUGGAUGAGGACACAUUAAGCGGCUUAAAGGAACUGGAGAUUGGCAAGCUGAAGCCAUUACCCAGCAGCAGCAAGAAUCCUGUGCUUACGCAUCGUCGUACCAAGCUAAAUAAGAUCCGUACACCAUCGUGCAGCAGCUCGGAGGCAUCCGAUGAUGAUACGAAGACACGCAAUAAGAAGAAGAUUAAUAAAUUUGUCGGCGAUACACCCAUCAGAUUUCGUAUGCAUCGGCGUGACUCGCAUGACGACUCCAGCGACUCGCAGGAUCAAUUAUAUCCACCACCAGGUUCGAAUAGUAGCGGUGCCAAUUUCAUUUCGAAUAGUGGCUCUGGCGUUAGUGGCAAGAAGGAGGGUCAGGGACAGUAUAAAGAGCCAAAUAAAUCCGAAGAAACACGCAAAUCUCACACACAGAAGAAUAGGAAACAGCAUAAGGAACAUGUUGACAAACAUUCCCAAGUGGAAAAACAUCAAUUGGUGUUGUUCGAAAAUGCGAGCACAACAUCACGAAGACGUCGUAUACGCGAAAGCCAAUCCCUGGAUCGAAUUACAGAGGCUCAGGAAUACGAACUGCGCUUUCGCAGCUAUAUAAAUGACAGUGGUGCAACAGCUGCAGCAUGCCAACAACAUAUCGAGCAAAGAAAUUCAUUGAACAAUUUAAACACAUUCUCCGUUGCCGAAACUAAAGAGGAAUAUGAUGAGGAGUUCGACAUCAGAGCGGACAACGAUACUACGGACCAAAUUAUGAACACAUUGAAUGCAGCCAAAGCAACGCUUCAGCAAAAGCAAUAUUUUAAUGACACCAAUUAUAGUAAGAACUAUAAUAGUUAUACUAACAACAACAACCACAAUACUAACAGCAGUAGUAGCAACAACAAUAAUAAUAAUAAUAACAACAACAGCAACACCAACAAAAAGAAAUCCAACGAAACACCAAAAGAUAUUUAUAAUCUAAAUUCAAUCGAGGAAAUCGAUUUGAUUUUGGAAGAUAAAAGCCUUACCAAAGCAAUACAUGUUACCGGCUCUAAAUGCUUUGUCACUAUGAAGAAAAUUCGAAGGCUCGGAAAAUAUUUUCCGGUAGUGAACUUUUCUUAAUAGUUAUCGUUAAAAUAAUAGCUGCAAAGUGCAUUCUAAAUCUUAAAACGUAGAAAAUAUAUAGAAAAUAUGCAUGUACGUAUAUGUAUACAAAAAAAAAUG